Messenger RNA from Cygnus atratus (black swan), 2766 nucleotides. RefSeq names its product PRELI domain containing 3B (gene PRELID3B). The record is from RefSeq and is a predicted model, not a curated record. NCBI's taxonomy places the organism in Eukaryota, Metazoa, Chordata, Aves, Anseriformes, Anatidae. Gene Ontology annotation, biological process: phospholipid transport. Gene Ontology annotation, molecular function: phosphatidic acid transfer activity. Bases 186 to 707 code for a protein of 173 amino acids. The transcript is spliced from 6 exons. Gene Ontology annotation, cellular component: mitochondrial intermembrane space.
GUCAGGUCAGGCCAGCGCAGCCGCCUCGUGCUGGACGGGGCCUCUGCGCCCUCUCGCGACAGCUGCCUGUGUCGCGAGAGGCUGCACGCCGCCGGCCCGGAACGGCACGACACAGCGGAGGGGAUGUGCGGAGGGGAGGGCUCCUGCGGGCCGGUCACCCCUGGGAAACAGUAACAACAGCUGCCAUGCAGAAGUACCCAAACCCGAUGAACCCCAGCGUGGUCGGAGUCGAUGUCCUGGACAGACACGUAGACAAGAGCGGGAAGCUGCACAGCCACAGGCUGCUCAGUACAGAGUGGGGAAUACCCUCCAUUGUGAAAUCACUCAUUGGCACGUGCAGAACGAAGACAUACGUUCAGGAGCACUCUGUUGUUGACCCAGUGAAGAAAACAAUGGAGCUUAAAUCCAGUAAUAUUUCAUUUACAAAUCUAGUGUCAGUAGAUGAGAGGCUUGUCUACAAACCACACCCUCAUGAACCAGACAAAACUGUUUUGACGCAAGAAGCAAUAAUAUCUGUAAAAGGUGUCAGUCUCAGUAGUUACCUAGAAGGGUUAAUGGCAAACACAAUUUCUUCCAAUGCUAAUAAAGGACGUGAAGCAUUGGAAUGGGUAAUAAAUAGACUGAAUGCUGAAAUUGAGGAGUUCGCAGCUUCAGCAAGAGGAACCAUGAGGAAUUCAAUGGCAGCAGCAGCAUUUGUAGAGAAAUGAUAGUAAAUAUACUUGUAUUACUAACAAGGUUUAACAAUCCAAAGCUUCUCUCCAAACCUAAAUACAUGUAUCCUUUGUUAUUUAAAGGCAUACCUGUGUAUUAGGUAUGUUUCAAAUUUAAUUUGGAGAAAAGCUAAAUUCAUACUAAUGAGGCUGAUAUGCAAAACUUAACUAAUAUAUUGGUUCAGCUGGACCGAACUUCAGUUGCAGAUGAAAAAAUAAUUUUGGAGUGUCGUUCCUGUAUUUACAUGAACACUAACUUAAAAUGUUUUCAGAUAUGAAAUAGCCUUGUUUAGAGAUGAGGCUGCGUAUGUCCGAGGAGACUGGCAUGUUAGGUUGACUUCUGUGGAAUUUUUAUUUUUGUGUGACUUAUGGACUACCUCUUUUGGGACCAAACCCAAAAUUAAGUAGAAUGGUUUGUUCCAGCAUUGUUCUGUUUAAGUUUUGAUAGUUGUAUGAUACAACUUGGUUUAACAGAAAGUUUAUUACUUGAAGCUUGAAAUACAAAAGAAUGUAGAAAAUAUUUUUUGAUACGCUUUUUAACUAGUUUGACUGGUUGAGCUAACAUGGUACUCAAAUUGUUUUUCAGUCAGUAUAGGUAAAACAUUCAAAGUGUCUCUUAUCUACUAAGACCUAAAUUCUGUUUUCAAGUAUGACGUUGAUGAGCUGGACAUGCAGUAACAUAAGAUUUUAUCUUACAUGUCUAGAAUAACUAUCUCCAUUUCUAGAAGCCCAUUAAAUAAAGGGGUACAAUAAGCAUAGAGCCUUAAAAUAUUUUAAGCUGCUGGGACUUCUGAGAAUAGUAGGUUUUCAAUUCAAAAGUUUGAAGAAUCACAUGAAGGACUAAAAAAACUUGGUGAAGCUGGCUAAAGAGAGACCUGAGCAUAAGAGAAAGUAAUAAGAACGUUAACAAUAUAUUUAUUAACUCAAUCAUGCUCUGAAAAUAACCUGUUACACCAGCUGAUUAUUUUGUUGUCCUUUAAAUUAAACAUAAUGUCCUAAGUUCCAGGAGGUCCUCUACAUUUUGAGCUAAUUUACCCACAAAAGAAGGCUCUUUAAAUGAAAACCUUGAGAAUAAAAGGUUUUCUACAGUUUGUGUUUGUUUCCUGGUACUAGCUAUAAAUUCUUCAUACUGACUCCAGUGAUUAGCUGUGAGAACUUAAAGGUCAGACCUUGACGUCGUUGCUUACGUAAUGCACCAGUCUGCUGGUAGUCCUGUUGGCUUCAGCAGAGGCUGUGUGUCCCAUCUGGCUCCUUCAGUGUGAAGGAAUAAUGGGAAAACACAGCCCCAAAUCUGCUGAUUGGGGGGUGGGGGGAAAGUGUUUUGGUGCCAGAGAUUUUCCUGGAAUUUUGAUUCUAAGCUUGCAAGUAAUCUCAAGACUCUCUUAGCCUUUACAAGCUGUAAUGUCACCUGUUCCAUCGAUUUUAUGUUGCAUGCCAUUUCUGUUGUAUCAGAAUUGCCUAUUGAAUAGUAUCUGCUACAUAGAGAAACAGAUCUUAUUUUAAGUUGGAAACUUUGAAAAAACAAAAACAUUUGUGUAGGGAAAAAACAGGUAUGUACAUAUACCUUUUAAAAAUUAACUAUUCUAAAUAUUUUUCUAAAAAGAAAUGGUUUAGGAAUACCUUUAUAAUUGAAAUCAUUCUGGUUUACCUUGCUUUUACAGAAAAUUAUUACAAGUGAAAUAGUGUUUCAACUUAAAAAGUGUUAUGUGAAACUGCUGCAAAAUUGUACCAUAACUUCUGAUAAAAACGCAAUGCUUGAAAGUGACUUUAAAUGCUUAUUUAGCCCUUAUCAUCACUUGGCAUUUUGAAGUCAAUUUUAUGUUUUCCUAACUUCUCUGCACUAAGGACCUGCAUAGUAUGAAUUCACAGUUUGUCCUUGCACUGAAAAAAAACUUAACUAUUUAAUUUUUGCAAGCAUUCAGUAACUUCUUGAAAGAUCAUGAUUUGCUUGGUUCUAUUUUAUUUAUAUGCCUGCGUUCUCAUUCUGUCAGGGAAUAUGGCUUUCUGUAUGUGGCGCUUUUUUAUUUUAAAUAAAACUUUGUCCAAGUUCUGGCUA